CAACAAUGCCGCACCAGGCGUGAAGAUGAGCCCAUCAUGGUAGCUCAUAGCGCAAAAUGCUGGAUUUCAUGGACUAUGUCCAAACAGCGUUCUACCGCCAGUCUCGGUGGAACGUGGACAACAGCUAUGCCUCCUUGACGACGACCUCGACGAACCUCCUCGACUUUCAGAUUCCAUUGGGCUUGAGACUCCAUGUCUCCUCGCUCUCGGCGCCCACCUUCGCAACAUCUUACACCUUGGGAAGCAGGGGCGUGGUGGAUGGCUCGCUGAGCUUCUUAUACACGAGCUUGGGCUUGCAAGUGGCCAGCCGAAGCAGUGAUGUGCCCAUGAACAGACUUGUCAAAGGCUACAGGCAUUUGCAGGAGCUCAAGCCGGUUGAAGUCCAAUUGCUGAAGGAUAAGAGAAAAGACACGCUGUUAUAUGGCAGGUUGUACUUGCCAGCCAGCAUGCUCGAGGCACUGUAUUUGCGGCGCAUUUCUCCAAGCCGCCUUCUCCAGCUGAAGUGCGUGUCUGAUGGGACACUGCCCAGUGGUGGCAUGCUGCUGGCCAGUCUGCAAAACGAUUACGGGAAAUACACAACCGAGUAUCUAUACUCUACAGACUCUGCGCUACUGGGCAUCCGCGGACUCUACAACUUCGGUCACGAUCCACGACAACCUGGACCUAAGCAAGAUCUGACCUUCGACAGGGUUGCAGCUCAUCCGUGGGAUCAUCAAAGCGGUAGACUCAGUGCAGGCGCCGAAGCAUACUUUAGUCCAAUCAACAAAUCUGGUGGCAUCAGCACCGGCUUACGCUUUACCACACUUCCAACUCAUACAGGCUUUCCAUACACAAUGGCAUUGACCAUCAAUCCACUCAUGGGGAAUUUGUCUUCGACUUAUGCGGUCAAAGCUGGUCCAAAUCUCGCACUGUGCUCACGCUUCGACUUCAAUGUAUACAGCUACGAGAGCGAUGUCGUCGUCGGCCUUGAGCUAUGGCAACGCGAACAGGCCCUUCCAGAGAAUGCUUGGGUGAGAAAUAUGAUACGAACGGGAUGGGCCAAGACGAAUGAUGAUGUCAAAGGAGUGUUGAAGGCACGAAUGGACAAUCAUGGCAAAGUCGGUGUGCUAUGGGAAUGUCGAUUCAAAGAGCUGUUACUCGGGUUAGGAGCUGCUGUUGAUUUGAAAAAGAAUGAGAGGAUGAUCGGACGGGUAGGGCUUGAAGUCAGCUACUCGAGCUAGACGUAAAAUGGACAAGUACAUAUGAAUCUUCCCAGCCAGGGAUCUGCGAUUCCUUGAUGCUCCGGGGUCUUGGUGGCAAAGAAGGAAACAAGCAAUAUCGUUCCGAACCAUAAUAAUGCCUUGAGCAUGGACAGAUCCUCAAGGAAGGAACCCAG
Messenger RNA from Sphaerulina musiva SO2202, 1375 nucleotides. RefSeq names its product mitochondrial distribution and morphology protein 10. The record is from RefSeq and is a predicted model, not a curated record. Lineage: Eukaryota; Fungi; Ascomycota; Dothideomycetes; Mycosphaerellales; Mycosphaerellaceae. The transcript has a single exon. Gene Ontology annotation, biological process: establishment of mitochondrion localization; protein insertion into mitochondrial outer membrane; mitochondrial outer membrane translocase complex assembly. Gene Ontology annotation, cellular component: ERMES complex; SAM complex. The coding region runs from base 57 to 1220 and encodes 387 amino acids.